Molecule: messenger RNA, 468 nt
Organism: Syzygium oleosum
Lineage: Eukaryota; Viridiplantae; Streptophyta; Magnoliopsida; Myrtales; Myrtaceae
Product: glycine-rich cell wall structural protein 1.8-like
Exons: 1
Coding region: 1-468 (155 amino acids)
Source: RefSeq, a predicted model, not a curated record
AUGGCGGCGGGGGUUAGAUUUGGGAAGACGGGGGCGGGCGGAGGAGAAAGGGGACCAGGGCUUGGAGGCGAAGGAGGGACCGACCAUGACGAGGACCUUCGUGGUGCGAGGAGCUUGGAGGCGAGGCCAGAGCGCACGGUCGGUCAACACGGUGGCCUCCGCGGUGGCGAGGGCUGGCCGGUGAGGAGGCCGAAGAGGACGAAGACGGCGUGGACCCUCGGCGGGGUUCGGCGCGGAGGAGUUCUUUGGGAAGUGGGUCACGAGCUUGACGCCGAUGCAAGGGAGGGAAGGGUGGGAGGACCAGGAGGGCAUGAGGAGGAGGGAGGUAGAGGGGGCGGCGGCAGCGGAGAGGGGGUGGGAGUGGCGGAGAGGGGUGUGGACGGAGGAGGAGAGGGUGGAGCGGAAGACUGGUGGGAGAGGAUCGUGGCCGCGUGGAGGACUAGAGGAGGUGGGCGUGGGUGGGGGUGA